CUUGUAAGCCAUUACCAAACUCUAUUCGAUCUGCCUUCACCGCAUCCAAUAGUUCUACUACGAGUUUGUGAGCCAUUGUCAUAUAAUGGCGAGCAGGUUCCCAAAACCCAGAAGUAGGUACUCUUUGAGUGAAGCAAUAAUGAGUACAAACAGUACUGGGAUUACUAGUAAUAAUGGAGGAGGAGUAGUUCCAUACAGUACUGAUACUAUUAGACCUCAUGAGGAGCGCAAGAGUAUCCAGUUUAUUGAUUUCCCGACCAAUUAUGAAGAAAUCGUGAAGUUCAUCAAUGGAAAGCAUUCUCCGGAGGACAACACUGACUUUCCUGUUGAUGACCUUUUCACGAUCACUGAGAUCAUCAUUAAGCAUGCAACCGAUGAUUCGAUGGUCAAUGAUAUUCUGAAGGAGACCAAUGCUCCAUAUGAGAAGGUCCCCAGCAUCAACGACGGAUUCGUCUCGCCAUUGUGCAUUCUUAAGUCCAUUUGCUGCGAGAUCUCAAGAUGUAAGGAUAAGGCUUGUUCUGGUGAAGAAAUUUCCAUCCGAACAAAGAGGGAAGUGAUAUUUGACAAGCUAAAACCCUAUCCAUGGGAGGCUAAGGCAGUGCUGGCCCUAGCGGCUUUCGCUUUGGAAUAUGGAGACUUCUGGCACCUCGCCCAGCUCUAUGGCCAAUGUAACCAACUUACCAAUUCAGUGGCUAUCCUGAAGCGAGUACCCGUCCUUAUCAAUCAAGCGACCUUGAAGGAACGCCAGGGACAAGUACUUGAACUGAAUGGUCUCAUCAAGGACACUUUGGAAGUGACUCGUUUGAUCUGUAAGGUUGAGGGUCUUUAUAUUCUCAAUCGUACAGAGGAUCUACCAACGUUGCAGACUGCAGUAGAUGAUAUCCCAAUCUAUGUCUUUUGGAUAAUCACAGCAAUUGUAGCUUGCGCGGCUAAGGUCACCCAUCUCACUAGUGAUGAAAAGAAGCCAUACCCUCUAUCCGAUGUUGUUAAAGAAAUCGGGCGCAUACGGGAGAUCCUUGAUGAACUGCAUGGAAGAUGCGUAGAAGAACUAGAGGUGGCAAAGAACUACAAGAAGCUGCUAAGGAAAAUGAAGGACGCCCAACGCACUCGUGAGAUUACGGAGGUUAUUAAAACCCUGAUUCUUUUCAAGGACGGGAAGCUACCUGUCAUUAGUGAGGGUAAUAGCAACGAGGAGGUUAAGUUUGAAACAUUUGCCGACCUAGUAAAGGAAAACUCUGUGUUGUUUUACAUUUCGAGCCUGGAGAAAAUUAUAGAGGCUGACAUUGCAGAUCUGAUAAAAGUUUAUGAUGAAAUUCAAAAAAAUAAUAUAAGAUGGAGGAUUGUGUGGAUCCCCAUUGUCGAAGAAGGGACGAAAAACCAGACUGAGAAGUUUGAGAAAUGGGGAUCGAAGAUGCCAUGGUACAAGGUGCAGUUUUUUUCUUCAACAGUCAUCAAGUACCUCAAGGAGGAAUGGUCCUACACGGGUAAUGCAACGUCCUUGGUGAUGGACUCAGAAGGGCAGAGGAAAUACCCCAAUGCACUCACCUUGAUCCGGAACUAUAAAGAUAAAUUCUUUCAUAUCCUCCUGCAGCUUCCAUUGAUCUCUAUAUUUGCGAAUAUGAAGAACAAAACUCUAGAAAAUGGGAGCAAAGAUGACACCAAGUGCAUUUUCUUAUGCGGAGGCAUGGAUGAGUCGCACUUUGACGAUUUGAAAAAGAAAGUGAUGGACGCAAGUGAUACCAUCAAAGAUUUCGGUGUGUCGAUUGAGUUAUUUAGGCUGGAAUCACUGGAGGGAAACGAGGCAAAAGCAGGAGAGCAACCAAAAUACUCGGCAGAUCAUGAGAGUUUUUGGUUGGGGAUAAAGUGCUUGUUGGAUAAUUACAUACAUAGAGUGGAGUGCAAGACCGUGACAAAAGAACUCUGCAAGCUGCUGUCCUACAAAAAUCAUGGGGAAUGGGUUAUGGUUAGCCAAGGGUAUAAGCUUAUAACCAGUGGUCGUCCUGUCACAAUUUCUAUGGCCCUGGGAUAUAUGUCACAGUGGAAGCAACAAAACUUAGUACUUACAAAAUUCGAAUUCGGAGAUUAUUUCCUUCAAGAACAUAAGAAGGCUAUAACUGUUUAUCUGGCUGAUAAUAAAGAUCAGCAUGAUCCCGACUGCUGCAAAUUUGACAUUUCAGUUGGGAAUAUCCCCAAGAACAUGGACUGCCCAGUCUGCGACCGUUCCAUGGAACGCAUCUUUAUCAUCAGCUACAAGUGCUGCCACGGUGCCACCGCAACCAGUCAUUGACAGAAUCACCGGGGAGUCAGAGUGUUGUGUGCCUGUGUGUUUUUCUUUCUCUUUUUCGUUUGCGCUGUGUCUGUAAUAUAAUAAUGUACGUACGUGACCUGUGAGGAUUAAGUACGUACUAAAUUCAUGUGUUUGCACAUGCGGGAGUCCUUAAUGUGAACAAUAAUGGGCAAUUUCAUUACGUUGGUAAUGUAAAUUGAUGCCCACAGUGUGCUAAAUUGCUUCCAGUAUUACUACUGCAAUAAUUAAUAUUGCGCUACUCGUUUGAAUAACCA
Rosa chinensis is the source of this 2562-nucleotide messenger RNA. RefSeq names its product protein SIEVE ELEMENT OCCLUSION B. The transcript has 7 exons. Lineage: Eukaryota; Viridiplantae; Streptophyta; Magnoliopsida; Rosales; Rosaceae. The record is from RefSeq and is a predicted model, not a curated record. Gene Ontology annotation, biological process: phloem development. Bases 86 to 2287 code for a protein of 733 amino acids.